Homarus americanus (American lobster) is the source of this 2362-nucleotide messenger RNA. Its product is annotated as F-box-like/WD repeat-containing protein ebi. Gene Ontology annotation, molecular function: protein binding; transcription corepressor activity. The annotation marks the transcript as partial. Gene Ontology annotation, cellular component: histone deacetylase complex. Lineage: Eukaryota; Metazoa; Arthropoda; Malacostraca; Decapoda; Nephropidae. The record is from RefSeq and is a predicted model, not a curated record. Gene Ontology annotation, biological process: regulation of transcription by RNA polymerase II. The transcript has 5 exons.
CUUUCUUGUAAAAUCUGUUAUGAUCGUUUAUUCAAGUGUGAUGGAACUCUGCUAGCAACUGGAUCCUACGACGGCUAUGCAAGAAUCUGGAUGACCGACGGCCGGUUAGCGUCGACCUUGGGCCAGCAUAAAGGUCCUAUUUUUGCACUAAAGUGGAAUAAAAAAGGCAACUAUAUCUUGAGUGCUGGAGUUGACAAGACUACGAUCAUCUGGGAUGCAUCCUCAGGACACUGCACGCAACAGUUUGCCUUCCACUCGGCUCCCGCCUUAGAUGUAGAUUGGCAAACAAACACAUCAUUUGCCAGUUGUUCUACUGACCAGUGCAUACAUGUUUGUCAGCUGGGUCAGGAUAAGCCAAUAAAAUCCUUCCAGGGACACACCAAUGAAGUCAACGCCAUCAAGUGGGACCCACAGGGUAAUCUUCUUGCUUCGUGUUCUGACGACAUGACUCUCAAGAUUUGGUCAGGAUACAUGUGUUACGACCUACAAGCGCACAGUAAAGAGAUCUACACCAUCAAAUGGUCACCAACUGGACCUGGUACUAAUAACCCAAGUAUGAACCUCAUCCUUGCCAGUGCUUCAUUUGACUCUACUGUACGGCUGUGGGAUGUGGAGCGUGGAGCCUGCAUACACACCCUUACUAGACACUCCGAACCAGUAUAUUCUGUGGCCUUUUCUCCUGAUGGCAAGUUCCUAGCAUCUGGGAGCUUUGAUAAAUGUGUCCACAUAUGGUCAACUCAGUCGGGACAACUCGUCCACAGCUACAAAGGAACUGGAGGCAUAUUUGAGGUGUGUUGGAACUCUCGGGGAGACAAAGUGGGAGCAUCUGCAUCAGAUGGAAGUGUCUUUGUUCUGGACUUGCGUAAAUAACUGCAAUUUAUGUGCAUUACCUUGGACUUGAUUUAUUACUGAUUCUGAUGACUGUGACUGUCAUCACAAAACUUGGCUGUUGCAACACUGAACUGCAAUUAGUGUCUAUGAAUACACAAAGAAAAUAGAAUAUAAAGAAAAAAUAUUGAUAUUAGUGACAUCAGUAUUGUGAUGGAUCGGGAGGUUUUUAAUGGUUUGAUUCAUUUAUAGUUGAAAUAACUUAUGUCUUUUAAAUUGUGAAUAUCAGGAAGGUUUUAUUGUGUGCCUGGGAAUGGUCGAUUUGUGUUUAUUUUAUGUAACAAUGAUUCUCAGUGAAUUAGUUAUCAUUGUUAAAUGUUGCUACACUGUGUGUAGUUCAAGUACUGUACUUACCCACAACCACCAUAAUAUACUGUACCUGGGUUAACUUGAUACACCAAUAACAGCCAUCUAAAUUCCUCCCACAGCUGUCAGGUUCCUGAGAGACAAGAACUGUCAGACCAGAGCUGUCAGCUUCCUGUCAGACCAAAACUGUCAGCUUCCUGUCAGACCAGAACUGUCAGCUUCCUGUCAGACCAGAACUGUCAGCUUCCUGUCAGACCAGAGCUGUCAGCUUCCUGUCAGACUAGAGCUGUCAGCUUACUGUCAGACUAGAGCUGUCAGCAUACUGUCAGACUAGAGCUGUCAGCAUACUGUCAGACUAGAGGUUUCAACAUUACACUGGGUGGAGAGGAUGGUGUACAGCUUGACACUCUUGUUUAGUGUCUGUUUCUUGUUUUACUGUUAUAUCCUGGUAAGAGAGCCAGCUUUACCUUCACUUAGUUGUGAACAGAACAAAUUUACAUCCGAGUGUAGAAUGUCGGUUCACAAAAUGAAAAUAAAAGAAGACCAGUGUAUGGUCAAUCAGUACCUGUUAUUUCAGCCAAGACCUAUGAAGCUUGUGGUGCGACAGACAGCAGUAGUGUUACACUGAAGUGGCCACUCCGCAUUAAGGCUCAUAACACCGAAGAAAAAAAAGUGUAAAGUGUGUCAGAGUUUCAUUGAGUUUAAAUGUAUCGUGGAUUUGAAAGGAAUAAUCUCGUAAUUAUUUAUAAAUACUGUAUUAGACAAGUUGUGUAAUAUGUAUCUUUGUCAUCAGUGAUAUUUUCUUAGGUUAAAUAUACAAGAAACUGAAAUACUUGCCUGAUUCAACUAACUCUAUUGUAUUUCACACUAAGAUUUUUUGUUAGGACUUCAUGGCAUUAUAUUUCAGGAAUAUUAUCCCUAAAAGUGCAAAUUUCCCGAGAUAGUGUGAGGUUUGGGACGUUCAUUCCUGUGGUUGUGGCAAUUGACUGCUGUGAGCUAAUUUUUGGGCUUCAAUAUUAUUUUCCAAAUUCAUGUAGGAAAUAUUUCUUAAAUUUUAACAAAGGCUCAAUAACAAAAUAUUGUCACAAAUUUAUGUAUAAUUUACUUUAUAAUUCCUUAAUCUAAUAAUCUUUAUCUUUGUACCUACAAUUAUUUUAGAAUGAAGAAA